CCUCAUUAGCGGUCUGCGAUGGGGCUAGGAGCGGACGGAGGGUUAGUCCCGCUCCGGCUGGGCUAUGAGCGGCGCUGAGCCGUGAGCCAUGCACUCCGGGAACAGCACGGGCGUGACGAGCCGCCCGGAGCCCGCGGCGGCGGAGCAGGAGGCGCCGGGCGAGCGGCCCCUCUUCAGCGCCGGCACCUACGAGCUGCUGGCGCUUCUCGUCGCCACGAUCGGCAUGCUGGGCUUGUGCAACAACUUGCUGGUGCUGGUGCUCUACUACAAGUUCAAGCGGCUCCGCACGCCUACCAACCUCUUCCUCGUCAACAUCAGCCUCAGCGACCUGCUGGUGUCCGUCUUCGGCGUGAGCCUUACCUUCAUGUCCUGCCUGAGGAGCCGCUGGGUGUGGGACGCCGCCGGCUGCGUCUGGGAUGGCUUCAGCAACAGCCUCUUCGGAAUUGUUUCAAUUAUGACUCUCACUGUUCUUGCCUAUGAGCGCUACAUUCGAGUAGUCCAUGCAAAAGUGAUUGACUUCUCUUGGUCUUGGCGGGCUAUCACGUACAUCUGGCUAUACUCAUUAGCCUGGACUGGAGCACCUCUUUUGGGCUGGAACAGAUACACACUGGAAAUUCAUGGAUUAGGUUGCUCAGUGGACUGGAAGUCAAAAGACCCCAAUGAUACCUCCUUUGUGCUCCUUUUUUUCCUUGGCUGUCUAGUAGCACCUGUUGGGAUCAUGGCCUAUUGCUAUGGCCAUAUUCUAUAUGCAGUAAGAAUGCUUCGCUGCGUGGAAGAUUUCCAGACUGUGCAAGUGAUCAAACUUCUAAAAUAUGAAAAGAAGGUGGCUAAAAUGUGUUUCUUGAUGAUCUCCACAUUUCUUAUUUGUUGGAUGCCCUAUGCAGUGGUCUCCCUCCUGGUAACAUAUGGCUAUAGCAAUCUUGUAACUCCAACUGUAGCUAUCAUCCCAUCUUUCUUUGCCAAGUCAAGCACUGCUUAUAAUCCAGUCAUCUAUAUCUUCAUGAGUAGAAAGUUUCGACGAUGCCUUUUGCAACUCCUGUGCUUUCGCCUGAUGAAAUUCCAGAGGACCGUGAAAGAGACACCGGCAACAGGGAAUGACAAACCAAUACGACCAAUAGUUGUGUCUCAGAAAGCAGGGGACAGGCCAAAGAAGAAAGUGACUUUCAGCUCUUCCUCUAUCAUUUUUAUUAUCACCAGUGAUGACACUCAGCAAAGAGAUGAGAACAGUAAACACAAUGGGGCAAAAGUAAAUGUCAUCCAAGUAAAGCCAAUAUAGGGAUGAGCUAGAGAGAUGUGAGAACAUGAUGGACCUCAGCCGGUAGAUUGUUUAGGUUGGAGACCGGUUUCAGUGGCACUGUACGUGGACUGCCGAAGGAAACCACAUUCUUAAGCUGUGAAAUACUGAAGGGAUUCUGCAUCUGAAGCUCUGCAGGGCAGUUCAGUUUUGGUCACAGUACUGAAAUCUCUGCAUCUGUGCCAAAAUUGCUGGUGGAUGUCUUUACUCUGAAUUUUCUUAAAGCAUGUUGUAGGACUGCCGUUUAGGAGAACUUGGUCAGGCUGGAGGAAUGCACUGACAGAAAUGUUACGAAGUUCAGCAAGGGCAAGUGCAAAGUCCUGUGCUUGGGGAGGAAAACAAUGCUGCAGCACAGCAGGCCGGGCCCUGGCUGCCUGGGAUGCAGCUCUCUGGAAAAGGAUGUGCAGCCCUGUUGUUCAAUGAGCAGGGCAUGAGCCUGCAGUGUGCCCUGGCAGCAAGGAAGGGCACCAGCAUCCCAGGCUCUACUGACAGGAUCAGAGCCAGUAGUCUGAAGUGAUUAUGCCCUCGACUCAUCCCUCAUUAGACCACAUCUAGAUACUGCAUCCAGUUUUUGGGACCCCAAUACAAGAAAGGCAUCUGUAAACUGGGGUGAGUUCAGUGGAGUCCCCCAAGAUUGCCAGGGGUGGUAGUACUUGGCCUGUGAGGGGAGGCUGGGGGAGCUGCACUUGACCAGCUUGGAGGUGAAGCAUCUUCAGGGGAACCUAAUAGCAGCCUUCCAGUAGAGAUGGGGAGGUUUUCAACAAGACGGAGCCAGGUUCUUCAGGGUGAUUCAUAAUGGAAGGAUCACAGACAACGAGCAUGAUCUGAAACGAGAGAUUUGGAUGGGAUAUAAGGAAAAGCUUUUGCACCCCAAGGGCAGCCAAGCAGUGCAACAAGUCAGAAUAGAGAUUUCCUGAGGUUCCUUUCAGCUUCAGUUUUUCUGUGAUCCCUGAACUGCCAGCAUUCCCAGCGUGCAGAGUAAUCGGGGAAGAAGGAGGAAUGUUUGAAGUUGGCUGCAGUUUAGUUGGUCUGAAUUGGUGCUUUGCAGGGUGGGAGGUGGGAAAAGUGGUGUUGAUAAUGACUGGGAUUAUGGUUAAACCAGAAGCCCCCAUAAAGCUGUCCCUGUGUACUCAGCAAGCCAUUCUCUUGGUGCUACCUGGUGGGACCCCUGAGCUACAUAGUGAAGAAUAUCAUGCAAAUCAAAGCACCAAUGAAAAAAGGUCAGUGAAAAGGGAGAAUUGGAAUUUUUUUGUUUGUUUGUUUGGAUAUGUGCUUUAUGCAUCUUUAUCUUGCAUCCAUUUAUUCUGUACAUGGACCGGGAACAUCAUCCUUAUUAAUCCUGAGCCUGCUCUGGCACUCUGGUGAAAGUAAUAGUUAGAAAAGAGCAGGGUAAUUUUUGCAUAAGUUGCAGUGUGAGUAAUGAUUGUCUGUCCUGGAGCUCAGUAAACAGAACAGAUAGAGAUUUUUAUUUUUUUUCCCUUCAUCUUUGUAAGUUUUGCUGGUACAAAGUGGUGACAGGAUUCUGCCCCAGACAUGGCUUCCUGUCAGCAUUGGGUGAGCAAGUUAGAGAACUAAUUUUGAAUUAUGGCAGCUGGUUCUCUACCACAUCUGUUGCACCAGUAUAAUUUCUCUGCCUCAGUCUGCUAAAUGAGCAGUGUGGAUCUGCAACAUGCAGCUUUUCCAUCUCUGAGAAAGCUGUAAAAAAAGCAAUUAGGAAACUACUUGUUUCCUCUGGGGACAAAUCUUCUGAGAGGUAUGAAGGAAACAUGCUGAAUAACUGUUGGCACUGUAGCUAUUGGUCCUGCAGUCAAGAACAAAACUUCAGAAAUAAAUAGAAAAAAUCAGGGUCUAAGCGUAGAAGCUUUCAGCUAGUUCCUGGGAGUAGGGAGUGACCAACUCGGAACAAGUGACUGACUUUGUGCUUGUGCCCAUGCUUUUGAAGAGGCAAAUUCCUUACAUGUGCACCCCUCUAGAGCUUUAGCACUGGUAAACUGGCUCUGUGUCAUGUUUAAAAGUGCAUCUGGAGUCCACUCUGGUUUCUAGAUUAAAUCACAUAAUCUGAGAGAAAACAGAUGAUAAAUACUUGUCUUUGUUUCUUUCAUAUUUGUUAUUUUUUGUUUUGCUACAAAAGCAUAGAUAAGUUGUCUUACCAUGUCAAAGAUCUGCCCUUACUAAAGCGUGUUCAUUGCAAUGUCAAGAACUACGUUUUCAGCCAGUGAUCACUACAUCUAUGCACAUUUAUAUUUACAAAGGGAGAAAGAUGUAUAUUAGCAUUCCAUGUAAUGAUUCCAUCCUUUUAACAAAAUGUUUGGCAUUUUAGUGUUUUCUGUAUGUUAAGCCUUCAGUGAGUGAUUAAAUGAACUUUAUUUAUA
Aquila chrysaetos chrysaetos is the source of this 3666-nucleotide messenger RNA. It is a transcript of the gene OPN3, whose product is annotated as opsin 3. Bases 89 to 1276 code for a protein of 395 amino acids. NCBI's taxonomy places the organism in Eukaryota, Metazoa, Chordata, Aves, Accipitriformes, Accipitridae. The transcript has 4 exons. Gene Ontology annotation, cellular component: membrane; photoreceptor outer segment. The record is from RefSeq and is a predicted model, not a curated record. Gene Ontology annotation, biological process: visual perception; G protein-coupled receptor signaling pathway. Gene Ontology annotation, molecular function: G protein-coupled receptor activity.